This is a messenger RNA of Trichomonas vaginalis G3, 828 nucleotides long. RefSeq names its product protein of unknown function (DUF3447). The coding region runs from base 1 to 828 and encodes 275 amino acids. Lineage: Eukaryota; Parabasalia; Trichomonadida; Trichomonadidae. The record is from RefSeq and is a predicted model, not a curated record. The transcript has a single exon.
AUGACUGAUCAAGACACUCACCAUAAUAAAUACAGCAAUUUGCGAAGCAUCUGUAAAUACUACAUCGAUUCAUAUAAUGCGCUAUAUCAGUUAAAAACGGAAAAUGAAAAAGAUAUAAACUCGAUUUACAAAAUGAUCAAAACAGAAUUGAUUGAUUCAAAGAAAUCUCAUCCUCAAAUAAUUAUACGAGACAUUUUAAAUAUAAUUCCAUGUAAUAAUCGCUAUACAAAGUCAUAUUUAUCUCUUGCCAAACUCAUUUUUGAUGAAUAUCAUGUGGAAGAUGUCAACAAUGUUGAGGUUAUUCCAAACUUUCUGUUUUAUAAAGAAUAUGGAAUUAAAUUAGACAAAUACAAAGAUAUUUCCGGAAUGAUGAAUUCAGAUUAUCUAGAUCCUCUUUCAGAAAAUACAAUUUACAGAGCAAUUAUGUAUAAUGACAAAGAAAGAUUCAUCUCAUUCACUGAAAGAGAUGGAUUUGAUAAGAAUCAAAUGCUCUAUAGCGUUUUGUAUCCGUGUGUUACCCACAAAUAUUCAUUACUUGAAUUAUGUUGUUAUUAUGGAGCAGUUGAUUGUUUCAAGUUAUUAAGAACGAAAUUCGGCUCAGAAAUAACUGAAAUAUAUUUAAAUUUUUCAUUUUUAGGAGGAAAUCCCGAAAUCAUGAGUGAAUGCUUGAAAUAUCAAACACCAAAUAAUGACUGCAUGAAAUAUGCAAUUAUUUCACACAACAUUGAUUUUGUUACGUUCUUAAUGAAUGAGUACAAUAUAAAGAUCGAUUUUUAUUAUUGUAGAAUUUACAAUAACCUUGAUUCCCUUUUAGUUUAUUUUGAUUAA